AUGCUCGAGCGACAGAAGAAAGCAAAUCGCCAGAAGAAGGCGCGCUUUAAUCUAUUGCAUUCAAUGACCCAAGAAGAGCGUCAAACAUUUUUGAAGCGAGAAACUGCAGAGAAAGAGGAGCUCAAGCGACGACUGCAGCGAGCGUCCGCAGCGAACAGUUCAAGUCAACAGAUCGCCAUUGAUUUGAGCUAUGAUAGUAUUAUGAACGAUAAAGAAAUUCGAAGCCUUGCUAACCAACUGAAGUUUUGCUAUGGGGAGAUUAAGAAGAUGCCAGAGCCGUUUCAGUUGAUCUUCUGUAAUCCCAGCGAGAGAUUGGAGCACUUGCUUGAACGAUUCGGCGCCAAAAAUUGGUGCAUCCAGUGGCGACGUGAUGCUCAAAGCGUUGCAGACCAUUUCUUACUUGAGAACCUUGUGUAUCUAUCCCCAGAUUCACCUAAUGUGCUACGAAAAUUGGAUUCCUCAAAGAUUUACGUGAUCGGUGGCAUUGUGGACAAGUCCCGUAAGAAAGGAGCUUCACUAAAUGCAGCUGCAGAUGCAGGAAUUGUAACUGUGCGGCUUCCAAUACAGGAAUGUAUCGUCGAAAGGCUGGAUCACAUUUUAAAUGUGAACACAGUUGUUGACGUGUUGAGUAAAUUUCAAGAGUUUAAUGACUGGCCAAAGGCAUUAGAGUUUGCGAUACCACAGCGCAAGCGAAGUCGAUUUGGCCGGAAGGCAAUUCGGCGGCGACAAAUGCAGCUGAAGCUACAGUCUGUAUGUACAGGAUCUAACACAAGCGAUGAUUUAAUACGAUGCACUGAGCAUGACAAAUGUGAACAGCACACAAUAUGCAACCAGUUGAGGUAG
Messenger RNA from Plasmopara halstedii, 843 nucleotides. Its product is annotated as trna--methyltransferase isoform 1. Gene Ontology annotation, biological process: tRNA N1-guanine methylation. The transcript has 4 exons. NCBI's taxonomy places the organism in Eukaryota, Oomycota, Peronosporomycetes, Peronosporales, Peronosporaceae. Bases 1 to 843 code for a protein of 280 amino acids. Gene Ontology annotation, cellular component: nucleus. The record is from RefSeq and is a predicted model, not a curated record. Gene Ontology annotation, molecular function: tRNA binding.